AUAUCUAAGCUGUAAUUGUUAUAUAAUUUAAUGUUAAUUACUUGGUAUCUCUCAGUAACAUGUUAGACUUAGAUUUUUUAAAUUGUGUGUGAAUAUUUGUGUUGAACAUGUCAUUUAUUUUCAAUUUUAUUAUGUAAACUAGUAUUUCCAAUUCCCAAAAAUUUUAUUUGAAUUUUACGAAAUUCUUUUUUGUAGUGAGCCUCUGUAUUUAAAGAACCAACGCAAAAUCUCAAGUUUCAAAACCUGAACUGUAUACUAAUAUGUCAAGACAAAGCAAGUUACCCUGCUUAUGUUAUGUCUUAGUGUCUUAUAAAUAAUAUAACAUUCCAACGUUAACGAAUUCCGCAGUGUAGUAUUAAUUUUCCUGAGCAAUUAUUUAUAAAUAUUAAUUUUAUUUUAAACGAUUUUUUAUUUCUUCGUCACUCCACAAAAAAAAACGGCUUCUUACUAAACAAGCUUAGAUUAGAGUAGUAAGUCAUCAUACAAAACUAUAUUGUUCAAGUUCAUAGUUACAUAACCCCUGUUCCUAUAUCAAAUAAUGAAAUAAAGUUUCUUACAGGUUUAAGGUCAUCACCAAUGAGAAUCUUCGUUGAAAAAUUAAGUGAUACAUUGAAGCAUUUGCCACUAAAGUCUAGAGAAAAAUAUGUAAUAGCUUACGAAAAUUUUAUCAGCUGGAAAAAUAGAAAAUGUUUGGAGUCAUUCUCUGAAGAUGUGUUUUUGGCAUACUUCGAAGAACUGACGGAAAAAUAUAAGCCUUCUACGCUGUGGUGCCUUUACUCCAUGUUGAAAGCGACUGUUAAGGCGAAAGAUGACAUAGACCUGAAAGACUACACCAAUCUGGUUAAUUUUAUAAAAAUAACUUCAAAAGGUUAUAAAAGUAAGAAAGCCAACGUGCUGUCAAGUGAACACGUUCAAAAGUUUUUAGAUGAAGCUCCAGACAUUAUAUAUCUAGUGACAAAGGUCGCCCUAAUAUUCGGUAUUACCGGUGCUUGUGGACGUAGGGAACUAGCUGACAUUACUACGAAGGAUAUUGAAGAAUACGGUGAAAUGUUUCUUGUUAGGAUUACUAACAAAAAAAAGAAAACCCUCCGAACGUUUACAAUCCAUGGUCAAUUUUACAAAAUAGUAAAAAAAUAUGAAGUUCUACGCACGUCACGUGCAAAACACGACCGAUUCUUCCAAAAUUACCAAAAAGGUUUAGCGUCAUCAUCAUUAAGAAUCUACAUUGAAAAUUUAAGUGAUACAUUGAAGAAUUUGCCACCAAAGUCUAGAGAAAAAUAUGUAAUAGCUUACGAAAAUUUUAUCAGUUGGAAAAAUAGAAAAUGUUUGGAGUCAUUCUCUGAAGAUGUGUUUUUGGCAUAUUUCGAAGAACUGGCAGAAAAAUAUAAGCCUUCUACGCUGUGGUGCCUUUACUCCAUGUUGAAAGCGACUGUUAAGGCGAGAGAUGACAUAGACGUAAAAGACUACACCAAGCUGGUCAAUUUCAUUAAAAGAGCUUCAAGAGGUUUUAAAAGUAAGAAAGCCAACGUGCUGUCAAGCGAACACGUUCAAAAGUUUUUAGAUGAAGCUCCAGACAUUAUAUAUCUAGUGACAAAGGUCGCCCUAAUAUUCGGUAUUACCGGUGCUUGUGGACGUAGGGAACUAGCUGACAUUACUACGAAGGAUAUUGAAGAAUACGGUGAAAUGUUUCUUGUUAGGAUUACUAACAAAAAAAAGAAAACCCUCCGAACGUUUACAAUCCAUGGUCAAUUUUACAAAAUAGUAAAAAAAUAUGAAGUUCUACGCACGUCACGUGCAAAACACGACCGAUUCUUCCAAAAUUACCAAAAAGGAAAAUGUACCUGUCAACCCAUUGGCGUAAACAAAUUAGGGGCCAUGCCAAGGGAAAUCGCUACAUACCUGGGACUGCCGGAUGCUGAAUCCUAUACCGGGCACAGUUUCAGAAAAACUUCAUCCACAUUGAUGACUGAUGAUAAAGGAACCCAAUUAUUGUAUAAUAAUUGAAGAUAAGUUUCUAUUCUAAAAUCUUAACAUGCUUACUGAGAAGUCAAAUUGUAAAUUGUAUUAUACCUUCUCUUGUAAAAAAAUGUACCUUAUUUUAUUUUUUCUUAAUUCGGUACAUAAUAAUACUUAUUGCAAUUCUUAAACCUAAAUUCUAAAAAUUUAACCUAUAGUUAUUAGUAACCGACUAGGGUUCAGUUGCAUGACAUUCGGUUAAAAUUACGUUACGGUUACCGUUGAACUUUGACCACCAACAAAAACUACUUCCGUGAUUAAUCAUGGAUGUAUGAAUGAAUACGGUUAAAUAAAGGGUGACCUUUGGUCGAAACCCUUACAUGUGCUACUCGUUUUAUUUUUAUUGACGGUCUUUAACGGUAACUUUAACCAUCUAUCAUGCAACUGGACCUAAGUUGACAAAAAAUGAUGGCUACAUUUCGGGUCUGAACCGCUAAUGAACGGGGCCUGUAAGAAUAUAGUAUUUUUAUAAUACAAUUCAUCUACAGUUGAAUUGUAUUCAAUAGUAAAUGUAUUGAAUAAUAAUUUUAUUUGAGGGAAAUGAAAAAGUUGUGAAGAGAAAAUUAGGAAAAUUUGUGUUUUUAAUCUUCCAUAUUUCUAAAUAAAUACUUAUACUAACUCAUA
This is a messenger RNA of Maniola jurtina (meadow brown), 2640 nucleotides long. RefSeq lists its product as uncharacterized. Gene Ontology annotation, molecular function: DNA binding. Lineage: Eukaryota; Metazoa; Arthropoda; Insecta; Lepidoptera; Nymphalidae. The transcript is spliced from 4 exons. Gene Ontology annotation, biological process: DNA integration; DNA recombination. Bases 577 to 2004 code for a protein of 475 amino acids. The record is from RefSeq and is a predicted model, not a curated record.